AUGAAGACCUUCAGGCUCCUUCUGCUCUCUCUUCUCUGCCCCUUCAGUGGAGUAUGUCCAAUGGCCGUCACGUUUGGGCUUCUGAGUGGAAUUCUUUCUGUCGUUGUGGCUGUUCUUGCCCUGAAGAACAGAAGUCUUCAGAAAGUCAUUAAAGAGCUGCAGGAAAACUCCAACGAGAUUGAGUCCCAGGAGCUGAACUACGCAGAAGUCAAUGUCAGAGCUGCACAAAGACCACAGCGUUCACUCAGACAGAUGGAGCCUCAUGUGGUUUACUCGAGUACAAGAUGA
Molecule: messenger RNA, 288 nt
Organism: Knipowitschia caucasica
Lineage: Eukaryota; Metazoa; Chordata; Actinopteri; Gobiiformes; Gobiidae
Source: the annotation of a GenBank genome assembly